Messenger RNA from Mya arenaria, 2896 nucleotides. Its product is annotated as transmembrane protein 165-like. Lineage: Eukaryota; Metazoa; Mollusca; Bivalvia; Myida; Myidae. Gene Ontology annotation, cellular component: Golgi apparatus. The record is from RefSeq and is a predicted model, not a curated record. Gene Ontology annotation, molecular function: manganese ion transmembrane transporter activity; calcium ion transmembrane transporter activity. Gene Ontology annotation, biological process: Golgi calcium ion homeostasis; manganese ion transmembrane transport; Golgi calcium ion transport. Bases 182 to 1054 code for a protein of 290 amino acids. The transcript is spliced from 7 exons.
AGUCGCAGGGCAGUAACUCUUCCCACGUCAUGUAUGUUAUAAUGUUACAUCUGAUGCGAUACGUGAAAGAUAUGAAAGAUAUACUGUAACUAAAAAGGACUAGACAGCACAACCGACAAUAUAUAAGUCUUUUUAUGAACUAAUCAUUACUAAGUUGUCAAAUUUAUUGAAAGAUCCAACAAUGAAGUUCUACAACCUUUUGCCUUUGACAUUUUUCUUAUUUUCAUUAUUUUUACUUGGACAUGUAUUAUCUGAAGAUGUGGUUCAGGAUAAUUCAGAAGAAUCCAAAGCAAAGGCCAUUCAUGGGCAUGAGCUUGAAGAUUCAUCAGAGGAAGAAUCAUUGGUGUCAUAUAUGAAGUACAAAAUAUCACACUCUGAAUUUCUUCAUGGUUUUAUAGCCUCAUUAUCUAUGAUAAUAGUUUCUGAGAUUGGUGAUAAGACAUUCUUUAUUGCUGCCAUUAUGGCGAUGCGUCAUUCCAGAACAACUGUGCUAGCAGGCGCCCUAGGAGCUCUUGUUUUCAUGACAAUACUCUCAGCUUUGCUCGGCUUUGCAACGACAAUCAUACCUCGAACAGUAACACACUAUGCAUCUUCUGUACUUUUUGCUGUGUUUGGCCUCAAGAUGCUGAAAGAUGGGUGGGGCAUGUCGCCGGAUGAGGCCCAGGAAGAGUACGAGGAAGUGCAGGCCGAAAUAAAAAAGAAAGAGGAUGAGAUGUAUUCUACAACCCAAGAUAUAGAGACUGGCAUAAUACGAGGCCCGAAGAGAAACAUAUUCUCGUUAUUGUUUAGUGCUGUAUUCAUAGAGGCAUUUGUUCUCACCUUUUUGGCCGAGUGGGGUGACAGAUCCCAAAUAGCGACCAUUAUUCUAGCAGCCCGGGAGGAUGUGUAUGGUGUGAUGCUGGGUGGGUUCCUGGGCCAUGCCAUGUGUACGGGUCUCGCAGUGCUCGGGGGACGCAUCGUAGCUCAGAAAAUCUCUGCUAGGACAGUUACGUUAGCUGGUGGUGUAGUUUUCCUCCUGUUUGCCAUAACAGCCUUCAUGAUGGGACCCGACUAGCCUGACCCUGGUUGCCUGGCCAACAAUGACAUGUUCCCGUCAUCCAUUUAGGGGCACUCAACAUGUCACUUACAGUCAUACCCUUCACUUAGACACUUCAAAGAUUCCGCUAGUUACUGAAUGUUUUGACUCACUAACUAGACAUGUUUUCCUCCAUUGAUUGUUAUUUGUCUUUGAUCUCAAAAUAGCUUAUUAUGUUAUAGAACUGGUAGAAAAAAGAUUUAGAAAGCAAAGAAAGAACUACAAAGUACUCAAGUUGUUCAGAAAUUUUCUGGACAGUCUUGAAAUAUUAAUGUACUACUCAAACUUUGCAAGGAUUGCCCAUUAUUAUUUUGAUUUAAGAAUAUAGAGCUGUUAAACAAUUGAUUUGCCCCUAUACGUUAUCAACAGUAUUUAAUCCGACAUUUUGAGAUAAAAUGAUCAUUUUGUCAAAAGAAGUGAUCUGACAUCAUAAAUGACAUCAAGAUAAAUAUUGAAGUUUUUUUAUACAAUAUAUGCAUAAGAAACCAUGCAAUUUCUAUUAAUUUUUUGUACUUGAGUUAUGGCCCUUGGCAUUAUCAAGUGGUAAGCAUGUUUUGCUGAUUUUCUCGUAAACUUCUUAUAAUCCUGUAACAGUUUCUUUUGAUUGGACAAAUAGGCAUUGUAUCUGUAUCUACAGUCUAAGAUUUCCAGGUGGAACACCUAUAUUAGGGAAUGUUUGUAUUAGCCCUAGGAGAUCUUCAGCAGAAUUUAAGUGGUAUAUCAUCUUGAUAUGAAAAUGAAUUUAUUACCAUGGAGCACAAGGGCAAGUUUGAUUUUAUAAUGUGAGGUGUGCAUAUUAAGUAAUAUGCCCAGUCAUAAAACUAUUGAACCCAUUCAUUGAUAUUAUACUUGUUUACAUUUCUUGCCAGGCUGUUUGUUGACUCGAUUAUCAACAUCUGCUUUAAAGAGAUGUAAAUAUGGAGGUGUAAAACUCAACACUAUUAUGAAUACAUUGUAUUUAGAAUUAUAGACACAUAUGAGAUAAUGAUAACUGCUUUCAAUUGUUAUCUCUGUAGUUGUAAAAUUUUGCGAUAUUCGCAUCUUAAAUGUUUGUAACGUUAUUUUUUUUGCUUCAUUUUUGAUGUUAUGUGUACUACUCUUUACAAAGCAAAUGUUGGUGCAUUGAUCUUAUUGUUGCACAUUAUUUAACAGCCACAUUUCUGUACAAACAUUUGCCCCAUUUCUGUGCUCUCUGAGAUAUUUUAGGUCGCAGUCUGUGAUAUCUGUGUAGUGUCACUAUUAUAACAGCAAGAUAUAUUUUAAAUUGUAAAUAGUUAAUGUACUGUAAGUGGGUUAGUUGAACAUUAUUCACUCUAUACUGCAUAGUUCUUUAUGAAUGUAAGGUUGAUGAAAGGAAUUUUCAUAAAGUAAAAUAUACCGUAGUUUUUUUGUACCAAAAAUUGAACGUUUUUGGAAAGGAUAUGUCUUAAAUUUUGUCUUCUAAAUGUGUGGUAUAAAACAUUUAGUAUUAUGUGUGAUAGGUCUGUAAUUUACAUUCCUAUAUUAGUCUUGCAUGAUCUUGUGCACCUAUUUGAUUUGUCAUGUUACACACAUGUAAGGUUAGCGAGGGUAAGAUCACCUUUUCCAGGUGCGUGGAAGUAGAAAUACUCAUAGUGCUUGCUGGUUUAAUGUAUCUAUGAUGUAGUGUGUGAAGCUGCACCAGUGGCUGAAAUAUUAUAUUUUUCCACCAUUUGUUUAUUGAAUCAUGUAGAAGUACUUGUUGUACCAUGUCAGGUGUUAUCAAGUUAUUGACAUUGAGUGUAUAUAUUAGGUAAAUACCAUUACAAGAAUAAAAAGUGGAAUAAACGUUUUACAGAUUUG